Messenger RNA from Aphanomyces astaci, 576 nucleotides. RefSeq lists its product as hypothetical. Bases 1 to 576 code for a protein of 191 amino acids. The record is from RefSeq and is a predicted model, not a curated record. Lineage: Eukaryota; Oomycota; Saprolegniomycetes; Saprolegniales; Verrucalvaceae. The transcript has 2 exons.
AUGGGUAUCGCUCGACAUACCAUUCGCAGCUGGCAGCACCAACGUUUCGAGUUGCUAGCGUACGACGGCAACAAGAAGUGCAACAAGCUUGUGCCUGGCGGCCUCUACGAGGAAUUCCCCUAUCUAAGUGAUUUAGUAGAGUUCAUAAAUCGUGUACGCGAUAACGAACGUGCUUUGACCACCACACACAUGAUUACGUGGAUCAAGCUGAACCAACGGGACUGGCUGUUCAACUACCUCUCUACCAAGAAGCCCUACGCUGCCUACAGCUCACUUCUAAAGCUUCUUCAGUGCUUUUGCAAACGGCACGGCUUUACCCGGCAGCGACCGACGAGGAAUAAACUCAAGCAGCUGUGUUGGCCGUUCCCGGUGUUCCACGCUUGUCGCACUCGCCGGCGGUUCGUGCCAUCAAUGAGAGCAUCUCCACCGCAUAGAGGGUGCGCUAGUAGAAUACGAGCCUACGAUGACGCGAAAAUCGUGAGCUUUCGCAUUACCUACUGCUACGUGGAGCUUCAUUACAGUAUACUGGUAGAGAUUAAGCGUACUGCCAACAUCGUCGUGACGCCACUGGCAUAA